Molecule: messenger RNA, 1678 nt
Organism: Cheilinus undulatus (humphead wrasse)
Lineage: Eukaryota; Metazoa; Chordata; Actinopteri; Labriformes; Labridae
Exons: 10
Coding region: 1-1470 (489 amino acids)
Biological process (GO): endodermal cell differentiation
Source: RefSeq, a predicted model, not a curated record
AUGGCUCUGCUGGGGUUGGUCUUCAUUUUUGUGCUCCGGUUUGGCGUGGUCAACAGUCAAGAGAAGAUUUAUCGCAUUUUCCAACCUGAACAAGACGCCACCCUGCCCUGUGGCUCUCUGUCAUCCUCUGGACCUCUGCAGUGCUCUGAUAUUUCAUGGCUUUAUAACAGAGAUCCAUCAGAGACCGUUAUGGAGGCAAGCAGUGGGGAGGUGAAGCAGACGUCAUCCCGAGCUGACCGGCUGAGUUUGGACUCCAACUGUUCUUUGGUCAUUAAACGUGUCACUGCUGAGGAUGUUGGUCUCUACACGUGUCGACAGGGUGACUCUGAUCCUUACAAUGUAAAUGUGUAUCUCAGUGUUUUUACAGUCUUUCCGACACCAACUGACUCAAAUCCAAGGAGCCCCAAUGAUCCCAGAUUAGAGUGUUCUCUGCUGAGAUACAGAGGUUUGAGUUCCUGUCAACCAAACAGUCUCCGCUGGGUGAAUGAGACAGGAGCUGUGAUUACUGACGGUGUUACAGAGAGUUCCAGAGAUGCAGACUGUUUCUCUGACCUGAAUGUGACGCAUCAGAUCGGCAAAAACAGGAAAUUCACCUGCCAGUCUGUUAAUGAGGAGAACAAUGUGGAGAUACAGGCUGACUACACACCUUUCCAACCAGGAACUCGGUGUAAGACGACCGCUAAAGCCGACAUUGUGCUGCUGGUGGACAAUUCCUGGAAUUUCUACCGUGAAAACUUUCGAACUAUCCGCGGCUUCAUCGCUGACAUGGUUGGAAUGUUUGACAUCGGCCCUGACAGAGUUCAGAUCGGUCUGACUCGGUACAGUACUAGACCAAGGACCCAGUGGCACCUGAACACCCACAGAACCAAGGAAUCCCUGGUGAAUGGUGUUAAUAAGCUGCAGGAAAGAGGAGGAAUAACCACCCAGACAGGACGGGCUCUGACACACAUCCUGGAAAAUGACUUCCAACCCAACGUUGGGAUGCGAGAGGACUCACACAAAAUUGGCAUCCUCAUUACAGGUGGAGAGUCUGAUGACAACGUUACCAUGCCGUCACAACACCUGAGGGAUAAUGGCAUCGAGCUGUACGCCAUCGAUGUGGGUAAUGCUAAUUGGAGACAAUUGAUAUCCAUCGCUUCUGUCCCACAUGGCACUCACGUGUACCACGGCAAUGGCUUUGGCGCUCUGGGUUUCAUCAUCACCAGGCUCACUGACAACCUGUGUGACAGCAUCAAGAGUCCAGCUUCAACAGACUGGUCUCCUCUGAGCUCCAUCAUGCUCGUUCUGCGUAUUUCAGCUCUUGUUUUGAUGAUCGUGAGCACUGUUUUGGUCUUCACCCUCAGAGGUAACAUCAAACCACGGCGUAAAGAAACCAGCAUGCAUGAGGAUGUCAUUGAAGCCGACGAUGAAAAUGAUGAAGCAUUUGGUGCUGCUUCCAUCGAACUGCAACAACUUCCAGACCAAGAUUAAGUCAAGAGGAAGUCACAGCUUCCCUUCUGGCCCCCAGAAGAUUAUUGAAUUCAGAAAAUGUGAGGAAAAUGUGUAAUGGUAUUUACAGUCAUUUUCAACAAUUCCUAAAGAAACCCUAAAAUAAACUGAGAUUAAGUCAUUUUGUCCUGGAUUUGUUUGAUAUUCGAGCAGUUUCUCAAAAAUCCACCUGUCAGCCAUUACUAGUAAA